CGUGAGAGCGGAUCUAAAGCUUGUGACUUCUACUUACGGAAUAUAAUACGAAGAGAAAAAAUUCUCCUUUAUAUACAAUCGGAGCAUUAUCUAUCGUACUUCGUCGGACUAUCCUUGGCUAUAUAUCUUCAUUGAAUUUCUUUUUUGAUUUGACUUACAAGAUUUACAUUGAAGAUACAAUGGAAGAUACGGUAAAUAAUAGUGCAAAUAAUACGGUUGAAAAUAACGCUGAGAAUGUGAAGCCUACUCCGAAAAAGGAUGCGAAAACGAAAGCACAACGACCGAAAUCGUCGCAUCCUCCAACCUCUAAAAUGGUUACUGCUGCCAUUAAAGAGUUAAAGGAUCGUAAGGGCUCGUCGUUGCAGGCUAUUAAAAAAUAUAUCGUUGCUACUUAUAAAGUUGACGGUGAAAAAGUUGCACCGUUUAUAAAACGAUAUUUAAAGACGGCAGUUUCGUCGGGAUCUGUUGUUCAAACUAAAGGAAAAGGUGCAUCAGGAUCCUUCAAACUUUCAACCGAAACCGUCAAGCCAAAACCUCAAAGAUCUCCUAAAAAGAAAAAAGCUACGGAUAAAUCUGUGGAGAAAAAGAAUGUUGUAGCAAAUAAACCGGCCAAUAAUAAUAAGAAAGCUAAAUCACCGAAGAAGGUUGCCGAGACUGCAAAGAAAUCUGCAGAUGAAAAGAAAGUUAAAGUAGCGUCUCCUAAAUCUGGUAGUACUAAAGCCGGUGUUAAGACUGUUGCUAAAGCUGCUGUUAAAACUGCUGCUGCUGCUAAUGCCGCAGCCGCUGCUGCUGCAGCUGAAAAGAAAACUACGAAAAAGACAGCGGCACAAGCCAAAACUAUAUCAAAAACAAAGAAAACUGCAAAAGCACCAGCCGCUAAAACUAAAACUCCAAAACCCAAAAAAGCUACGACCAACAAAGCUACUGCUAAAAAAUAAUUUUACAAAUAUAAAUACACACAAAUGGCCCUUUUCAGGGCCACAAAUAUUUUUUUUUAAAUAAGGACAAUCUCGAUUAUAUCACUUGUUUUUAUGAAAGUUUUAUUUCAUAAAUUUCUCCUUCGUUUCUACCUCGUACCUUCGUUAAUAACGCAAUCAUGUUGUUUGAUUUACA
This is a messenger RNA of Vespula vulgaris, 1113 nucleotides long. Its product is annotated as histone H1-like. Gene Ontology annotation, biological process: nucleosome assembly; chromosome condensation; negative regulation of DNA recombination. The transcript has a single exon. NCBI's taxonomy places the organism in Eukaryota, Metazoa, Arthropoda, Insecta, Hymenoptera, Vespidae. The record is from RefSeq and is a predicted model, not a curated record. Gene Ontology annotation, molecular function: double-stranded DNA binding; structural constituent of chromatin; nucleosomal DNA binding. The coding region runs from base 180 to 938 and encodes 252 amino acids. Gene Ontology annotation, cellular component: nucleus; nucleosome.